This is a messenger RNA of Scheffersomyces stipitis CBS 6054, 225 nucleotides long. It is a transcript of the gene COX19, whose product is annotated as Cox19p. The annotation marks the transcript as partial. The transcript has a single exon. The record is from RefSeq and is a predicted model, not a curated record. Gene Ontology annotation, cellular component: mitochondrial intermembrane space. Lineage: Eukaryota; Fungi; Ascomycota; Pichiomycetes; Serinales; Debaryomycetaceae. Gene Ontology annotation, biological process: mitochondrial respiratory chain complex IV assembly.
CCAGGCGGAAAUUUUAGAGGUUGGACACCUACUCCUCCAGAAAGAGGUUCUUUUCCUCUUGACCAUGAUGGAGAAUGUACAGAGUAUAUGACCAAAUACUUGCAAUGCAUGCGUUUCACUGAGAACAAAAACGCGCCCAACUGCCGUAUCUUGGCCAAACAGUAUCUUGGUUGUCGUAUGGACAACCAGCUCAUGGAGGAGCUGACAUGGGAUUCGUUGGGGUUG